Molecule: messenger RNA, 933 nt
Organism: Pipistrellus nathusii (Nathusius's pipistrelle)
Lineage: Eukaryota; Metazoa; Chordata; Mammalia; Chiroptera; Vespertilionidae
Source: the annotation of a GenBank genome assembly
AUGGGACUUUUCCAGAUUGUCCCCAGCCGAUUAUUUUCCCAACUGUAUUAUGGAUUGAAGUCUCCAGUUGCCACAGGAACCAAGAUUUGUCUAACAAUGGCUCGUCCAAGUUCAAAUAUGGCCGAUUUUCGGAAGCUUUUUGCAAAAGCAAACCACAUAGUCAUCAUUUCAGGGGCUGGCAUUAGUGCUGAAAGUGGGAUUCCAACUUUCAGAGGAGCCGGAGGUUAUUGGAGGAAGUGGCAAUCUCAGACCCUGGCCACUCCGGAGGCCUUUGCCAAACACCCGUCCCUGGUGUGGGAGUUCUACCACUACCGGCGGGAAGUCAUACAGCGCGUGGAGCCAAACCCCGGGCACCUCGCCAUCGCUGAGUGUGAGGCCCGGCUGCGUGAGCAGGGCCGCCGGGUCAUGGUCAUCACCCAAAACAUCGAUGAGCUGCACCGCAGGGCUGGUACCAAGAACCUUCUGGAAAUCCAUGGUAGCAUAUUCAAAACUCUGUGUACCUCUUGUGGGGCUGUGGCUGAGAAUUACAAGAGUCCAAUUUGUGAAGCUCUUGCAGGAAAAGGUGCUCCAGAUCCCGAAACACAAGAUGCCAGCAUUCCAUUGGAAAAACUUCCCCGGUGUGAAGAGGCAGGGUGCGGGGGCCUGCUGCGACCUUACGUCGUGUGGUUUGGAGAAAACCUGGACCCUGCCAUUCUGGAGGAGGUUGACAGAGAGCUGGCCCUCUGUGACUUAUGUCUAGUGGUGGGAACUUCCUCCGUGGUUUAUCCUGCUGCCAUGUUUGCCCCCCAGGUAUCUGCCAGGGGUGUGCCAGUGGCGGAAUUUAACAUGGAAACCACUCAAGCCACUAGCAAAUUCAGGUUUCAUUUCCAGGGGCUCUGUGGGAAGAUCCUUCCUGAAGCCCUGGCUCCUCAUGCAGCUGAGAUGGUUUCUUAA